AUGGUCGAGGAUUUAGAUUAUUUUGAGAAGUAUCCAUGGGGAUCCCUUUCAUUUGAUACAACUGUGAAACAAUUCAAUAGAGAUAUGAAAGCGAUUGGUGGUACAAUACCAGGUAAGAAGGUGAAGAAGAUCAUUGAGGCGGAGUCUUCUAAGGGUUUUAAGGUGGAGGCAAAGUACACUUGCAAGGGGUAUCCACCAGCCUUGCAAUAUUGGGCGUACGAGACGAUUCUUGAUUUACAGAAGGAACACGCCAAGCCCUGUGGAUUCAAGUUCCCUAGGAUGCUACAGUGGGAGAGCAUAGGCCAGCCGAAGCAUUUGCAUUUGAAGGAUGUACUUGCGAGGAGACAUUUGUCAUGCAUUUCUAUCCUAAGGCCUCGACCAAAUGAUCGAGACUUCUUUGAUGCCGUAUAUCAGAGGACAGAGGGGGAUGCUCCUAGGUAUGCGAUGCUGCAGAAUAUGAUCCAGCCUGCACCAGAGGAUGGAAGACCUUACGAUCCUGAGGCAGAGGCUGUUGCGGUGGCUGAGAUAGCCGUUGAGGCUGGCAUAUUUGUGGAGGAUGCCCCGACAGAGUCUGCUCCAGAUACUAGUACAGAACCUACUUCUGCUCCUGCUCCUGCUCCUGGGGCUUAUGAGGAGGUGUUGGGUGAGAUAGCCAGACUAUCAGGUGCAGUGGACGAUGUUAAGGCCACUCUAGGUAUCGUCCUUAAAAAUCAAGAAGUCAUAUUAGAGAAGCUGGCAACACUAGGUAGUAUACCUACUCCUGCACCUACUCCUGCACAUACUCAUGCACCCACUCCAACAGAUGAUGUAGAGUACGACAUUCUCCCCUCAUGUUACGAGCCUUCUGUUGGAGAAGCCACACCUUCUCAGCCAGUGCAGACGGUCUUAGGUAAGCGUACUAGACAGAGACCAGUAAGGUACGAGGAAUAUACUCCAGCAGCCAAGAAACCAAAGUUCAAGGACCCAGUUACGAUCCUUCCUUUAAAGGUGUUGGAUCAAGAUAUGUUGACAACUUUUAACCGAUGGGUACUCGGUGAGAUUGAUAACAGCAGACCGAGGAAGUUGGAAUGUUGUGAUGGGACCCCUGUUUGGUUCUUGAAGUUGAAGGUGGCAAAAGAAUGGUUGGCAGAAACUCAUCUCGACGCUGCGAAUUAUCUUAUACGGAGACGUCUUUUUGAGUUGCCGAAGACGUACCCCGUGAAAGCCACCGUACUUGAUUCAUCAUUUGCACAAUAUAUUCCUGCCAGAUACGAGGAAUUCAAGAAAAAUGGCAGGACUUACCAAUGGGACUCGGACAUUCUUGAUUUCCUGAAGGGAGAUGCCAAAAAGUACAAGAAGCCUUGGGGUGAUUGCAACGAGGUCUACUUCCACUGGUGCAUGGAAAAUUGGCACUGGGUCCUUUGCGAAAUAAAUUUCGCUGAUUGGAUGAUCACUGUAUUUGACUCAGAUCAUUCUAACUUUAGCCAUAAUAAGUUGUCUGAGUUGAUGGAGCCUUGGACUAGGAUGCUUCCAUCUUUACUCAACGCUUCUGGUAUGUUUAAAGGACACCCCAAGUUAAAAAUAGCUAGACCGAAGAUCACCGUUCCAAACUUUGAUUGGCAGCGCAUGUCCACUGAUAUUGUCCCACAGUCUAGAACCAGCGGAGAUUGCGGUGUAUUCGCCAUCAAACACUUGGAGUUCAUUCUUGGAGACAUUCCCUUAUCAUAUGCCAUCGAGGACAACAUUCAGUACUUCAGGGAUAAAUUAUGUAUUGACAUUUUUUAUGAGAAUGUGUACCCUUGA
Humulus lupulus (European hop) is the source of this 1782-nucleotide messenger RNA. RefSeq lists its product as uncharacterized. The record is from RefSeq and is a predicted model, not a curated record. Gene Ontology annotation, molecular function: deSUMOylase activity. Bases 1 to 1782 code for a protein of 593 amino acids. Gene Ontology annotation, cellular component: nucleus. The transcript has 5 exons. Gene Ontology annotation, biological process: protein desumoylation. Lineage: Eukaryota; Viridiplantae; Streptophyta; Magnoliopsida; Rosales; Cannabaceae.